This is a messenger RNA of Pangasianodon hypophthalmus (striped catfish), 2840 nucleotides long. It is a transcript of the gene lin7c, whose product is annotated as lin-7 homolog C (C. elegans). The transcript is spliced from 5 exons. Gene Ontology annotation, cellular component: synapse; basolateral plasma membrane; cell-cell junction. Gene Ontology annotation, biological process: protein localization to basolateral plasma membrane; maintenance of epithelial cell apical/basal polarity; neurotransmitter secretion. The coding region runs from base 131 to 736 and encodes 201 amino acids. Gene Ontology annotation, molecular function: L27 domain binding. NCBI's taxonomy places the organism in Eukaryota, Metazoa, Chordata, Actinopteri, Siluriformes, Pangasiidae. The record is from RefSeq and is a predicted model, not a curated record.
UCUUCGACUCCCCCGUUAAUCUCUUUGCAUUAGUGCUUAGCCACUUGCUACAAAAAUAGCAGUGAAGAGACAGCGCUAGCUACACACUAAGCUUUUCCCAACCAGAAGUGGAAUAUCCACGGCUGAAAAGAUGGCCUCGCUGGGGGAGUCGGUGCGAUUAGAAAGAGACAUUUCUCGUGCCAUAGAGCUGCUGGACAAACUCCAGAGAACAGGAGAAGUACCUCCUCAGAAGCUGCAGGCCCUACAGAGGGUUUUGCAAAGCGAGUUCUGCAACGCUGUACGAGAGGUUUAUGAACAUGUGUAUGAGACAGUGGACAUUAACAGCAGUCCUGAGGUCAGAGCCAAUGCCACAGCAAAGGCCACAGUGGCAGCAUUUGCUGCAAGCGAAGGACACUCCCACCCUCGCGUGGUGGAGCUGCCAAAAACCGAGGAAGGCCUCGGUUUCAACAUCAUGGGAGGAAAGGAGCAGAACUCGCCCAUCUACAUCUCCCGCAUCAUCCCUGGAGGCAUUGCUGACCGUCAUGGUGGCCUCAAGAGAGGAGACCAGCUGCUCUCGGUCAACGGAGUGAGUGUGGAAGGGGAGCACCAUGAGAAGGCGGUGGAGCUCUUAAAGGCAGCUCAGGGCACGGUCAAGCUUGUAGUCCGCUACACCCCUAAAGUGCUGGAGGAAAUGGAGUCUCGGUUUGAGAAGAUGCGAUCUGCCAAACGCCGCCAACAGAACAGCUACCCGCAGUAGGGUAACCUGCCUGUGGUCCUCAUGUCAUGUCUCUCUCUCUCUGUCUCUUUUUCUUUCUAUCUUUCUGCCCAGGGAUUUGACACACAUAUGGCGCUUUUUUUUCUGCUUUUCUGGAAUUUUCUAAAACUUCCCUACCACUUCAAGUUUGACUACACACUUUUUUUUAAUGGUUUUGUGGAAAAACACACUACUACUUUUUUUUUUCCCCUGUCUGGUUACACUCUAACACAACGACACGCAAUGUACAUCACUCUAUUUCAGGUGAAGGUUGAGGGGUCCGGAUUGCAAGGGGACCAUCACCGAUUCGCUUCUGAGGUCAUUCAAAUGAAAUGAAAUGAUAAAAGCUUAAAAAAGUGCCUCAAGAGCUUAAAGGAAAAAUGUAAUAGCUCUCUAGAAAUAUUUGGAUUCUACUAUAUUGUAUGUUACAUAUACUGACAGACGAGCAAAAUGAAUGCACCUUCAUCUUCUAAACACUUGAACACUUCUAAAAUUGAGAUGAGUGCGUGCAGGGCUUUGGAAGUAGGAACAAGAUGUGUCAUAUCACUUACACAGUUUGUGUCAAGGUCAGCUGGAAAGACACGUCACACUGCUGAACAAGCAAGAACAGUAUCAUAACCUUUAUGAUGCAUUUUUUGUUUUAUCUUAAUUUUGCUCUAUUAAUAAUGACAAAAAAAGAAUUCAUUUCUUAGGGUUGGAGGGUGAAUAUUUUUUUUAAUCACAUAUGAUGUUGCUUUUGUUUCAUUAGGUUAGGGAUUGUACAGGAUAUCCUGUUUUUGUUACUAGUCUUUUGUUCUAGUUACUAGCUUUUAUAGCAUUUCCAGUUUCUACUCGCAAUCAUACAGCACCAUGAAGCAACAAGGUAAUAUAAAAUGUAGAAGGAUUGGUGAAGUAGAUGUUAAGCACUGACUCCCUUCACACUGAAGACUUGGGUGAAAAUAUUUAAUUACACUGAGAUAUUUAUUUCUUUUAAAUGUACCCUAGACAUAUUUUGUAGCAUAAAAAUUCUAUUAUGUAUAUGCAGUAGCUUAUAGGAUUUAUUUGAUAUUCCUAUUGCCAGUGAUUUUUUUUUCUUAGUAGAUUUGAUUUGUAGUUGCUUACUCUGUUUACUGUUUUUAAGUCACUGAUUAUUUUUCAUAUACUUCACUGAAUGAGAUUCAUUAUUCAGUAAACACAGAGAUGAAUGUUCUCUUCAUUCUGCUCAUUUAUCUCAUGGCAAUAUUUGUACUGAUUCAGAAGUCAUUCCACGGGUGCUCACACUUUAACACAUGCUCCGUGUGUUCGUUGUGCUCAUGAUAAAAAAAAAAAAAAAAGAAGCAAAGUUUCAAAUGUGUUUUUAACCUUAAACGCACAUAUUUUCACUGUCUAUAAUGAUUAAAAGAAAACAUCUAUUCUUCUCCGUCUCGUAAAAUAUUUAGCAUGUUUCUAAUUGUAGACGUUCAUUAAUCAUAGAGAGAUGUGAGGAGAGAUGGUCUGAUCUCUUGCAUAAAAAAAGAAGCCUUCUCAUAAUUACAACUGUUCAAUCUUCCUUAAAAACCAUUCUGGAAAAUGAAAGAGUUGGAUGCUUUGCUGUUUUCUGAAGUUUUGAGAGCUCAGGUUGCAUUUCUCCAUCUCUGACUUUCCCUGACAUUUCAUGACCUAAAGUUACACUAAGCAAUAAAGCUUGCUUUUCUUUCUCCAGCCCCUCACUGUUAAAUCUGCGUCACUGUUCACUUUUGGAAGGCUUACUUGCUAUUUUUGUAACAGCAUUUUCUUAUGAUGUUUUGCUUGCCUUUUUUGAUAAAUUUUAUUCACGGAAUAUUUUGGUUUUUUUUUUCAAGGAAUUAUUUGUAUUGCUUUUCUGAGGACAUUGUCCCAUCGUUUUUUCGAGUACAAAGACCAAACGUGCAAUUUUUCUGACAGCUAUUUGAUACAUGUUGAAUGUCCAAUAUGCUAGUUUGGGAAUGUUGCUUUAAUGAGCCUAAAUAUUAUUGUAUCAUUUGACAUUGCUCUUCUUUCCUGGUGAAUUGUCUUACAUGUAAUGUAGAUGCAUAGAAUUAAAUAUUACUUCUUAGGUUUACUUCAGAGUAAUGAUUUCAAGCUGCACAAAAUAAAUUACACAGAAAUA